CUCAGUCGGAGUCGUUAGAGGCACGGGUCGGACGUGUCCGUUGGUCUCCUGCCCUUCUCAUUUCGGGGUGUCUCCAAGAACCAAGGCCAACCGCCAACGGUCUACACCUUGUGGGCGCCAUCUUUGCUGCCGUUGGUGAAGGCUCUUUGAGGCACCAGUUAGUGUCAUGUCUGCCACGGGGGGUGAAGACCCAACCCCAAAAGAGCCAGAAAGCCCGGUGAGCCCCAUGGCCGAGCGGUCUGAGGCAACUGGAGUUGUUGAAGGGUUGGGGCCUGAUGCCAGCGCGGCCCAGGCGAGUUGCGAAGCCCAGGUGUCCUCUGAAAUCCAGGUCCUAGGAGCCGGGGCGGCAGAGGAGGGCAUGGGGCCUGAGGUAGCGCAGCCCGAACACGGGGCCGGGGCCGCUUUGUCCUCCUCAUCUUCCUCCUCCUCCAUUGGGCCAGCGGAGGAGCUGGAGAGGGGCGCAGACCGGGGGCCGAACCGGCUGGUCAACCCCCGGCAGUUCCCUUUGAUCAACUUUCGAGUCACGUUCGUGGAGCUGGUCAGCUCGCUGCUGCGCCGCGUGCACCACAACGACCACCUCCUGAUCCGCCCCUACGAGAAUGUGCAGGUGCUGCGCCGUCGGCCCCCGCACGCCGCCACGGCCUCCCGCCAGCGCCCCCGCCAUGGCCGCAGCUCUGGCCCGCUGCCGGUGCCCCAAGCGCCCUUGUGUUCCAGUGCCGGGGUGCCGCUGCAGGGCGAGGGCGAGGGCCGGGCCGCCGCGGCCAUCUUGGCGGCGGCCGUCGAGGAGCAGGCAGCCUGCGGCGGCGGCGCUGCCGGUAAGCUGGCCGAGGCCCAGGAGGCCAUAAAGGAGACAGCGCAGAGCGGAGAGCAGAAGGAUGAGGACGACAUGGACGACGAACAGGCAGAAGCAGCAACUCAAACUCUGUGUGAAAACCCGAGUGAUGCACAAGGUCUUGGAGGUGAGGAACAGAAAGAAGCAGAGGAAGAAAGUAAGAAAGACAACGAAAAUCAACAAGAAUGGGAAAAGGACACAGACCUGGCAGGCGGCAGCCUUGAAAAACCCAGCUCAGAAGACUAGAAAGAAAAGGAUGGAGAAAAAAGAAAAGAAAGAAUUCAACACGUCAUUCUUUUUUGGUUUUUCAGUGUUUGUAAUAAGAGAAUCUUAUUUACGUUAACUUCAUUCUAAAGUUUGUCACCUCAAAUAUAUUAUUAUACCUUUUUCCUUUGUGUGUUACAUAUAUAGUGAAAGCAUUUGUUCAUGUUAAAAAUAAGUUUGUUUUAGGCAACUAAGUGGAAUUAUAGGCAGAUUGUUUUCAAAACAACACUAAAAUCUGUUUUACUUCUGUCAUUUGAAAUGAGUAACUUUCCAACACUUGAUAAACUUAAAUUCAUUUAUUGCAGCACAGUUAAUUAAAAUGUGAAGUUUCAAACUUUUUCCAAGGAAAGAAAUGAAUAUCAAAACUUCUUUAAAACUAAAUUGUAUCAGUCAUUUAGACAUCUGUGGCUAUUGACAUGUAAAAUGUGACUAAUCUGACUUGAAAUGUGCUGUGCAAAAAAUAGUGUAAGCUAUCUUAGUAACUAAUUGCAUAUCAAUAUUGUAUUAGGUUAA
Cavia porcellus (domestic guinea pig) is the source of this 1609-nucleotide messenger RNA. RefSeq names its product cancer/testis antigen family 47 member C1 (gene Ct47c1). The transcript is spliced from 4 exons. The coding region runs from base 167 to 1078 and encodes 303 amino acids. NCBI's taxonomy places the organism in Eukaryota, Metazoa, Chordata, Mammalia, Rodentia, Caviidae. The record is from RefSeq and is a predicted model, not a curated record.